CACAUCGCGUUUCCAUGAACCGGAAGGCCUCUCGAAACCGUGGGCUUGCUUCACGCAUGUUCUUCCUCCGGCACGACUCGGAUACUGGGUUGGAUACUGUCGAGGCACCGGCCUUCUGAUCUGAUGGGAAAGGUCAAUAUUCGACAUCCUAUCACUUAAGGAUAAGCAUAUGGAACGGAUGAGCCCUUCCUCUCACACUUCACAUCCGGCGUUCCGGGAUGUUUCGACAACUAAGAGGCUGUGAACCUUGGUCACUUUUUCUUGCUAGCACUACAGGAGCGUGGGAAGCUGCAAUUUUCACGCAUCUUUGUUGAUGCUACUGUGUAAAAUGAUGCCUAAUGCCCUGCAGCUCCUGUGAAUAUCACCACACCCGACACGAAUUUCGCGGUCAUCCGUGUCCGGUGUUGCUGAAAGCCACUCCGACGCUAUGGUAUGGCAACGCGGAAAUGGUGAGGGAACCUGCCAACGUUCCGCUCGGGGACCCGCCGCGAUACCUUAUUUAGCGACUACGCAGACACUAGUCAAGGAUCGACACGUAACGGCGGGGCCGCUCCACCUCGCUUCACCAUUUUCAAUAUAUAGUUGCACCGCAGGCCAGAAACCGAGAGCUGAGAGUCCGAUCUUGGCCUCCUAAAGGCUUACCACUGGUUUGCUCUGCUGUCCCUACCGAGGCGUAGGGUUGUUCCCCAGGCGCCCCUGCAAUAUGUAUGUUUUCUCUCAUGGAGCCCGCAAAUCGCAUGGCGAUGCGCAAAGGAGAUAAUCCGCCCUCGACAAAGACGUGCUUGCCGCUCACACUCCUGUGAGCGUCACAAACCGGCAACCCGUCAUUGGGUACGCGGUCCCGCAAGAGGCGACGAUGCGCACCCGAACCAAACACAUCCCGAGCUGGCGGGACUGCAAUAUUUCUGCCAAGCCAAGCAGAGCCCAGCGUUCACGGUACCGGGCUGGCCACCCACACUCCUGUGAGCUGGACAGCGUGCCUUCCCGUGUCUUCGGUGCAUCUAGGUGCCUUGCGAUGUUCAGUGCAGGGGCAGCGCAGAUUUUGUGCGGUAUAAAAACCUGACGAUGUGCAGCCAAAGACUUCAGGACACCGAGUUAUCUCCUCGCCAACCUCCUCAGGACACCAGGUCUCAUUCGCUCUGCGACCCCUCCUAGCUCUCCACAAGUCAGACAUCGCAAUGGCUUUCGCUACUUCGCUCUUCGCCUUGGUCGCUCUUGCUGCCGUCACCACCGCUGCGCCGGCUACCACUCAGGCAGUCUGCUCUGACGGAACCCGUGUCAGCAACGAGGCCUGCUGCGCCUUCAUCCCCCUCGCGCAAGAUCUGCAGGAGAAUAUCCUGAUGAACGACUGCGGUGAAGAUGCUCACGAGGUCAUCCGUCUUACUUUCCACGACGCUGUUGCGAUCUCCCGCAGCCAGGGUCCCUCUGCCGGUGGUGGAGCUGACGGCUCGAUGCUCCUCUUCCCGACCAUUGAGCCCAACUUCUCGGCCAACAACGGUAUCAGCGACUCCGUCAACAAUCUCAUCCCCUUCAUGCAGAAGCACAACACCAUCAGCGCUGGCGAUCUUGUCCAGUUCGCAGGUGCCAUCGCGCUCACCAACUGCCCCGGUGCUCCUCAACUCGAGUUCUUGGCUGGCCGCCCGAACCACACUAUUCCCGCCGUCGACGGCCUGAUCCCCGAGCCCCAGGACAACGUCACCCACAUUCUCGAGAGGUUCGACGAUGCUGGUGGCUUCAGCCCUUUCGAAGUCAUCGCCCUGCUCGCUUCCCACUCCAUCGCUCGCGCGGACAAGGUCGACGAGACGAUCGACGCUGCGCCCUUCGACUCCACCCCGUUCGUGUUCGACACCCAGGUCUUCCUCGAGGUCCUGCUCAAGGGCGUCGGCUUCCCCGGAACCGACAACAACACCGGCGAGGUUGCAUCUCCUCUCCCAACGACCGUCGGCACCGACACCGGCGAGAUGCGUCUCCAGUCUGACUUCGCCCUCGCCCGCGACGAGCGCACUGCUUGCUUCUGGCAGAGUUUCGUGAACGAGCAGGAGUUCAUGGCGUCGAGCUUCAAGUCGGCGAUGGCCAAGCUCGCCGUCCUCGGCCACAACCGCAACGACCUGAUCGACUGCUCCGACGUCAUUCCCACGCCCAAGCCCGCCGUGAACACGCCCGCGAGCUUCCCCGCCACCACCGGCCCGCAGGACCUCGAGCUCACGUGCACGGCCGAGAAGUUCCCGACUCUGACCACAAACGCUGGUGCGCAGCAGACUCUGAUCCCUCACUGCUCGGACGGCAACAUGACGUGCAACACCGUCCAGUUCAACGGCCCCGCUUAAAUCUCUCGUCGAGGGUUAUUUAUCUUGGGAUUUUAUUACAAGGUUUCUCAUCCGGCAAUCGGUCACUCGUCCCGCGCUUGUUCUCGUCUGGAUUAGCACUAGGCUCUCAUGUACGUCGGUCGGUGGCACCACCGACUGUAGAAAUUUACGUGCUGCUGUCUCACGUUCUGUUGUUUCCCCGCCUCUCCCUCACCAUGAUCCACGGCGGCUCCGUAUGUGUGAUAAGAUUU
Phanerochaete carnosa HHB-10118-sp is the source of this 2557-nucleotide messenger RNA. RefSeq lists its product as uncharacterized. Gene Ontology annotation, molecular function: peroxidase activity; heme binding. Gene Ontology annotation, biological process: cellular response to oxidative stress; hydrogen peroxide catabolic process; response to reactive oxygen species. The transcript has 10 exons. The coding region runs from base 1179 to 2327 and encodes 382 amino acids. Lineage: Eukaryota; Fungi; Basidiomycota; Agaricomycetes; Polyporales; Phanerochaetaceae. The record is from RefSeq and is a predicted model, not a curated record.